Molecule: messenger RNA, 1038 nt
Organism: Tremella mesenterica DSM 1558
Lineage: Eukaryota; Fungi; Basidiomycota; Tremellomycetes; Tremellales; Tremellaceae
Exons: 10
Coding region: 54-956 (300 amino acids)
Molecular function (GO): oxidoreductase activity
Source: RefSeq, a predicted model, not a curated record
CUCGGACAUCCUUGACAAUUUCUUGACAUUCAUAUUGAAAACUGGGAAACACAAUGUCUGCUUCUUUCAAAAUUGGAGAUAUGUUCUCGGUGGUGGGCCAAACGGUGGUCGUCACCGGCGGUGGGACGGGUCUUGGCAAGGCUAUCGCUCAAGGAUUCGUCACCAAUGGCGCUACGGUAUACAUCACCGGUCGUCGUGAAGACGUUUUGAAGAAAUCCGCAGAGGAGAUUAACGUAGAUGCUGGUCUUGGUGGGAAAGCUAUAGCCAUUCAAGGUGAUGUAUCUACGAAAGAAGGUUGUGGUAAAAUCGCCGCCGCUUUGAAAGAUGUAGAGACUAUUGAUACUUUGGUCAAUUGCGCUGGUGUAGGACGUGCUUGGAGAGUUCAAUGUACUGAUCAUAAUGAUCCGGAUCAGGUCGAGAAACUUUUAUGGGAUGGUGUGGAAGAUGAUGAUUUCAAUUAUACCAAUUCGAUCAAUAUCAACGGAGUUUACUUUAUGACAGCCGCUCUUGUUCCACAACUUCGCAAGGCUACUAACCCAGGUGUUGUAGUAAUAUCUUCUCUUGCUGGAUUAGCUAAUCAACGUUCCAUGGGAAGUGUAACGUACGGUACUAGCAAAGCAGCUGCUAUUCAUCUUGGUAAACUUCUCGCUGGUCGUUUACAUCCUUUCAAGAUUCGUGUCAAUACUAUUUGUCCUGGUAUUUUCCCUUCUGAAAUGACUGCAGUUUCUGCGGGAGGUCACGAAUAUAAAGAUUUAGCAGGACCAGCUGUCAAAGCUGCCAAACGUUCCACUGCUGGUCGACCUGGUAAAAUGAUCGAAAUGGCUGCUCCUGUACUUCUAUUAUCUUCACCAGGAGGAGGUUACAUGAACCAUACAGUCAUCACCGUCGAUGGAGGUAGACUCAUGGGUGCUGGUAUUCAUGAUGGUAUCAAAGUGGAUGAUGCUCUCAUGACUUAGUUCCUUAGUAAUUUACUAAGGUUUUAAAAUGGAAAUAUCAACGAAAAAUAUUUUUUGAGGGGAAGAAUGCAAAGUGAUUCAU